Molecule: messenger RNA, 952 nt
Organism: Ilex paraguariensis (yerba mate)
Lineage: Eukaryota; Viridiplantae; Streptophyta; Magnoliopsida; Aquifoliales; Aquifoliaceae
Source: the annotation of a GenBank genome assembly
AUGUAUGUAGAUGCCGAUGGGAGUGUAAAACAUUUCCACAGGUUUAAGACUGAAUUUGGUUUUGCCAAAUUACUUUCCCUUGAUACUUUCAAUGAGGCUUCUAAUGGAUACCUUAUUGAUGACUCCUGUAUGUUUGGAGCUGAGGUUUAUGUCAUUAAAUCUACUGGCAGAGGAGAGUGUCUUUCUUUGAAGGAGGAAACUUCUGACAACAGCUACAUUUGGGAGAUCAAAAACUUUUCAGAAGUGAAAGAUCAUGACCAGUUGUUCUCUGAACCAUUCACCAUUGGAAAGCAAAAAUGGAAGAUACUUGUUUAUCCCAAAGGAAACGGCAGUGAAGAGGGCAAAAGCUUAUCUGUCUUUCUAAAUUUAGCUGAUUGUGAAUCCCUUCCAACUAAGCGAAAAUUAUUUGCAGAAUUUAGCUUGUGGGUGAAAGACAGAGUUAAUGGCAAACACUCUGAAAUAAAAGGUGGUAGUUGGUUCUGUGACCUGCACAAAUCCUCGGGUUUUGAUGCAAUUUCUCUUACAGACGUCCAUGACACAACGAAGGGCUUCACAGUACUAGAUAGUCUGGUUGUUGAAGUGCAAAUUCAUGUGAUGUCUGAUGUGAAAGAGUUCGCUUGAAAUAGAGGAUUGUUGCUGCUUUGGAAACACUGUUUAUAUAUCAGGCUCUGAAAGCCAAUGUUGUUCCUUUAGUUUUUUAUGUUUUUGGAGCCAACGUUGUUACUUCUUUUGUUAAAAAAUGGUUACUAUCUUGGUACUCAAUGUUGUUCCUUCUUUUGUUGAGUACCUAGCUAGUAAACCUUUUUCAAGUGAUUCCAGAUGUUACCUCAUCUACUUGGAAAAAGGGAAAGUAUAUUGGAACCUCUUUUGCUAGAUACUCUAAAUUGUCUUUUGUAUUUCAAUGAUAUGGGUAGGCAAAAAAUUAUUAUGUAUUUCAAUGAUAUGACACGAC